This is a messenger RNA of Hypoxylon trugodes, 2630 nucleotides long. RefSeq lists its product as uncharacterized. The record is from RefSeq and is a predicted model, not a curated record. The coding region runs from base 495 to 2417 and encodes 640 amino acids. NCBI's taxonomy places the organism in Eukaryota, Fungi, Ascomycota, Sordariomycetes, Xylariales, Hypoxylaceae. Gene Ontology annotation, molecular function: zinc ion binding; DNA-binding transcription factor activity, RNA polymerase II-specific; transcription cis-regulatory region binding. Gene Ontology annotation, biological process: regulation of DNA-templated transcription. Gene Ontology annotation, cellular component: nucleus. The transcript is spliced from 5 exons.
GGUAGUGACGUGCAUCAUGGUCAAGUGGCAUGCAUCAUCACUGAAAUCACUGAAGAUACCGCUCAAUGUAUCCCUAUAGACUUUUAUAUUAUCAUAUCAUAUGCAUUUCUCCCGCUUACUACUUGAUUUCUCACAUAUCAUCAUUUAUCCUCUUGUUGUGCGCCUUAUAAUUGGUUUGCCGGAAGGAUUGGAUGUGUGAUGAAGUGUGUGGCUGCGAUGCAAACUGCGAUGCAACAGGGCAUACGUCUUGCAUUGACGACGAUAUCUGAAUCCCGCGGGCUUACAUAAUGAGACAACCCAAUUCCGUUGGCGAAACCCGCGGGUCCGAUAACCCUCCCAUCUCAUCUUCGAUGUCGGACGCAAACACCAUUUCAUUUCACCGGUAAUUUCUUGAUCAGCCUCUAUCGAAAUCCGGUCGAUUCCGGUAAUUGGAAGCGGACUUCCUAAGUGCUACCUGGCACUAUUUCGGAUUGGCUGGUCGAUUCCUCGGCGAGAUGCCUCGCAGUUCGGUGUCAGGGCCCUCUUCUUCAUGCAAUCCGGCACCUUAUGGGCAAGCCUGCUUGGGCUGUUCCCGUGCCAAAUGCAAGUGUUUUCAAAGAGCGGAUGGAUCCGCAUGUGAGCGAUGUCACCGGCUUGGAAAGACCUGCGAGCCGGCAAUGGCAGUGCGUAAACGUAAAGCUGCGACACCACCACCGGCGCCGGAACAGCCCAAGCAGCCUCUCCCAUCGAUGGUUUCAUCGAGGCUCGAGGAAAAGUUGGAUGAUCUGGUGACCCUUCUGCGUUCGCAAGCCGCGGAGAAACAAGGUCCGACUCGAAUCCAAACCCACCGACAAACGCCACAAUCAACACCAGAAGGGCACAUUGGUCAAUAUGGUAACUCAACAUCCCCGCCACCGUCGCACGAACAUCCCGACCUUGUGCUGGAUACAGCAGCGAGCGUCGUACACCUUGUACGCCCGACUAGCCCGCCCAUCUCCCCAUCUCUCAUCCUCGACGAUGUAUCUGUUCACAAGUUACCUAAUGAGAUUGCUGACGAGCAAUUGAACUUAUUUCGUCAUUUAUUUGUCUCAAUGUUCCCACUCAUACAUAUACCAGCCACACUGAGUGCGGCCGAGCUGCGCCACCAGAAGCCCUUCCUCUGGCUCGUUAUUAUGGCUUUGACCACCAAGAUGGUUUCACAACAGUUCGCGAUGGAGGAGACGAUUUGGGAAAUUGUGUCACGUAGAAUAAUGUGCCAGCAUCUUGUCGAUCUGGACUUAAUUCUUGGCGUAAUUUGCUUCGCUUCCUGGUCUCACUAUUUCAAGAAAGAUAAGCCUUUUAUGAGCAAGCUCUCCCAAUUAGCUGUGUCGCUUGCUUUUGAACUAGGCAUUCAUCAUGAUGUACCCGCAAUCUCGCCACGACGCCACCAAUUUCCCGUUCAAAAAGCUCCGAGGCAGCACCCACGGACCAUGGAAGAGCGCCGAACCAUGCUUGCCGUGUUCCACCUUACAUCUUCAACUUGGUCAACAUAUAGACAAACCGAGCCACUUCGCUGGACGCCAUAUUUGAGCGACUGCCUUCGUAUCCUCGGCGAAGGAAGAGGGACAUCUCUAGACAUUCUUCUAGUUACACAGAUCAAGUGCCAGAUCAUCACUAAUCAGCUAACAUGCUCUCAAGUGGACGAGAUAGCGGGAGUAGAGGGCCCCAAGGUGCCAUCGGCAGCCUUAACUACGACCCUGUUAAGGCAAGUCAAUGAUAUCCGACAAAACCUGCCAGCUCAAAUUAGAUCCCACAGAAGUACGGAGUUUUACAUGUCCUACACGGAGCUCAAAGUCCGCGAAUCCGCACUCGGGAGACCGAGGCCCCAAGAUCAAACAGGACUGUCGCAAAUUCAACGAUUGCAAGAUCUUGAAUCUCUUAUGAACAAUAUUGAGAAUUGGAUAACUGUUUACUCCGAGACGCCAAUAAGCCAAUGGGUUUCUUUUACCAGCGAUAUUACGACGCAAUUCAUGCAGUACGUCGUAGUCCUCUUUAAGCUCAACACCCUCGACGAACCCGGCUGGGAUCUCCAAGAGGUAAGGCGGCGCGCCGAUGUAUUCGAGAUCCUCGACCACACCUGUGAGCAACUUAAUCGCCUCCCGACAUUGGUAGGAAUGAUAGAUGCGGAUGGGCCACGGCGCGGUUUCUUCUUCAAAAUGAUUCGUCUGCUCCGAGAUAUCAAAGGCUUACUUCUAGCCGAAAUGCCCCCUAACGCGCCGUCGGAUGCGACAGCUGCCGCUGCUUUUCCCACCCCGGAGAGCGCGGACGCUAACGGCGCGGGUGAAUUUAUGGAUUUCUCAUUUACGGAUGAGUUUCUUAUGGGUAUGUUGCAAGAAGAUAUUUCGGCGCCUGUAUGGGAUUUUAGGCCGGAUGGUACCUGUAUGUCCUUUGGUACGUAGGCUGAUAUCCCGCUAUGCUAACCACUUUGGAUUUAACCCUGUUAUAUUCUUGGCGACUUCCAAAGCCCAGCGAAAUAGUGAUUCGUAGAAUGGCCCCACGUAUUUGCGUGGUGAUGCCGUUAGCUAGCUCUUGGCGUUCUGUCGCAUCGCAAAGUGGCUAUGCAAGUAGAAAAAGGCUGUGUAACCAUCGUGGUUGAGAUGAUAGACCUGAUG